Rangifer tarandus platyrhynchus (Svalbard reindeer) is the source of this 2718-nucleotide messenger RNA. NCBI's taxonomy places the organism in Eukaryota, Metazoa, Chordata, Mammalia, Artiodactyla, Cervidae. The record is from the annotation of a GenBank genome assembly.
AUGCUGUCCCCUCAGAGGGCUUUACUCUGCAACCUCAACCACAUCCACCUCCAGCAUGUCUCUCUAGGCUUGCAUUUGUCCCGCCGUCCGGAGCUCCAGGAGGGGCCCUUGAGCACAUCCCCGCCCCCAGGGGACACUGGGGGCAAGGAGAGCCGGGGCCCCUGCAGUGGGACCUUGGUGGACGCCAAUUCCAACAGCCCAGCCGUGCCCUGCCGAUGUUGCCAGGAGCAUGGGCCAGGCCUAGAAAACCGGCAGGACCUAGCACAGGAGGAGGAGGGGGCUGCCUCUCCCUCAGACCCGGGCUGUUCCUCCUCUCUCAGCUCCUGCUCAGAUCUUAGCCCCGAUGAGUCCCCCAUCUCAGUCUACUCCAGGGACCUCCCUGGCAACGAGGAUGUCCACCCUCAGCCCAGCAUCGUUCCCCUGGAGCAAGGCUCCCCCCUGGCUUCUGCAGGCCCCGGCACCUGCUCCCCAGACAGCUUUUGUUGCUCUCCGGAUUCCUGCUCUGAAGCUUCCUCUCCAUCCGGUCCAGGCCUGGACUCCAAUUGUAAUGCCCUGACCACUGGCCAGGACCUCCUUUCCCCAGGGCUAGAGGAAGAGGAGGAGGCCGAGGAGCAGGACCUCCCUACCUCUGACCUCCCAGAGGCUGAUGAUGAGAAAAUCGAUGCUGGGAAAACCGAACCCAGUUGGAAAAUCAACCCCAUUUGGAAAAUUGACAAAGAGACAACUGAUGCUAGCUGGAAAAUCACUGAGAACAAUAACUCCGGUUGGAAAGUCAAUGGGAAUACUAUUGAAUGUUGGAAAACUGAACCUGGAAAAUUCGACUCCAGUUGGAAAACCAAUACAGGAAUAACUGAUUCUGGUUCGAAAACUGAUGCAGGGAAAAUUGAUGGGGGAUGGAGAAGUGACGUCAGCGAGGAGCCGGUGCCCCACCGGACAAUCACGUCCUUCCACGAGCUGGCCCAGAAGCGCAAGCGGGGCCCAGGGCUGCCCCUCGUGCCGCAGGCCAAGAAAGACCGCAGUGACUGGCUCAUCGUCUUCUCUCCGGACACCGAGCUGCCCCCCACAGGGUCGCUCGGCAGCUCCCAGGCGCCUCCCCGGGAAGUCACCACCUUCAAGGAACUCCGGUCCCGAAGCCGGGCUCCGCCCCCGCCAGUCCCGCCCCGAGACCCCCCAGCUGGCUGGGCCUUGGUCCCACCUCGGCCCCCACCGCCACCCGUCCCGCCCCGGAGGAAGAAGAACCGACCUGGGCUGCAGCCCAUAGCAGAGAGGCAGCCCGAGGAGGGCAGGGCGGGCAGCCCAGCUGCUGGUGAGGAGGCCCCAGCUUCAAAGGAGCCGGAGCAGCCAGGUCCUCAGGCUGGCACUGAAGUCCGUAGUUCCUGGUCGUUCGCCGGCGUCCCCGGGGCCCAGCGACUGUGGAUGGCAGAAGCCCAGAGUGGGACUGGCCAGCUGCAGGAGCAAAAAAAAGGUCUCCUGAUAGCUGUUAGUGCUUCAGUCGAUAAAAUCAUCUCGCACUUUGGGGCCGCCCGGAACUUGGUUCAGAAGGCCCAGUUGGGGGAUAGCCGUCUGAGCCCAGACGUGGGGCACCUGGUGCUGACCACCCUCUGUCCGGCCCUCCAUGCCCUGGUGGCCGACGGGCUGAAGCCUUUCCGGAAAGACCUCAUCACUGGGCAGCGGCGGAGCAGCCCCUGGAGUGUGGUGGAGGCGUCUGUGAAGCCAGGCUCCAGCACUCGUUCCCUCGGCACCCUCUAUAGCCAGGUCAGCCGUCUGGCCCCGCUGAGAAGCAGCCGUAGCCGCUUCCACGCCUUCAUCCUGGGCCUCCUCAACACUAAGCAGUUGGAGCUGUGGUUUUCCAGUCUCCAGGAAGAUGCAGGCCUGCUGUCCCUCCUGUACCUGCCCACUGGUUUCUUCUCCCUGGCCCGGGCUGGCUGCCCCUCCUUGUCCACGGAGCUGCUGCUCCUGCUGCAGCCAUUGUCGGUGCUCACCUUCCACCUGGACCUGCUCUUUGAACACCACCACCACCUGCCCCUGGGACCGCCUCAGGCCCCACCGCCCCCAGGCUCACCUCCAGCCCUGCAGCAGACUGUGCAAGCCGUGCUGCACUGGGGGGGUCGGCUGGCCCAGAGCCUCCGGGGGGCUUCUGGGGAGGCCCCUCCAGGCCCUUCGGCCCCCUCAAGCUCUCCCAGCCCCUGCAGCUGGUGGGAGCAGCUGACCCAGGCCUCCCGGGUCUAUGCGUCCGGCAGCACCGAGGGCUUGCCUCUUCCCCGGUGGGGAUCCAGGCGCACCCGGCCUGCAGCUGAGGCCGCACCGGAGAGGUCCCUGCACACGGAGGAAGCAGCACCAGGCCGAGGCGUAUGGCUGGGGAGACUGUUUGGAGUGCCUGGGGGCCUCGCAGAAACUGAGAGUGGAGCCCCAAAGUCCAGGAGACCAUCCAGCUGGUUGCCUCCGACAGUGAGUGUGUUGGCUCUGGUGAAGCGGGCGGCACCUCCUGAGGCUCCCUCAUCUCCUAAGGAGCUUGAGGUCUCAGAACCCAGCACGGCGCAGACCCACAGGGCAGUCCGGGCUCUCUGUGACCACACUGCUGCAGGACCUGACCAGCUGAGCUUCCAGCGAGGGGAAGUGCUGCGUGUCAUCACCACUGUGGAUGAGGACUGGCUCCGCUGUGGGAGGGAUGGAGCGGAGGGACUGGUACCCGUGGGGUAUACCUCCCUUGUUCUCUAG